GUUCGGUUGACAGGUCUCGACACCUCCACCAUCCUCAAGUGGCUCAUUCUCGAGGGUUACACUGUCGUAUGCUUCCUCGCCAAUGUUGGCCAGGAGGAGGACUGGGCUGAGGUCGAGAAGAAGGCCCUCGCUCUCGGUGCCGAGCGCAUGGUGAUUGAGGACCUCCAGCGCGAGUUUGUCGAGGAGAUUGUCUUCCGCGCCAUCCAGUGCAACGCCAUCUAUGAGGACCGCUACCUCCUCGGUACCUCCCUCGCCCGGCCCAUCAUUGCCCGGGCUCAGGUCCGCGUUGCUGAGCAGUACAACUGCGACAUCCUCAGCCACGGCUGCACCGGCAAGGGCAAUGACCAGGUCCGCUUCGAGCUUGCCUUCAAGGCUUGCAACCCCAAGAUGAAGGUCAUCGCCCCCUGGAGAAUGCCCGAGUUCAUCGAGAAGUUCCAGGGCCGUGCCGAUCUCCUCAAGUUCGCCGCCGAGAACAACAUUCCCGUCUCCUCCAGCCCCAAGGCUCCCUGGUCCAUGGAUGACAACCUCGUGCACUGCUCGUACGAGGCUGGUGUCCUUGAGGACCCCGACCACUCUCCCCCCAAGGAGCUCUGGACCCGCACCGUCGACCCUACCGACGCUCCCGAUGUUCCCUACAACUUCACCAUCCACUUCGAGAAGGGUAUCCCCACCAAGGUUGUCACCCCCGAGGGUGAGGUUACCGACUCGGUUGCUCUGUUCAAGCUUCUGAACAAGAUUGGCCACGACAACGGUGUUGGCAGAAUCGAUAUUGUUGAGAACCGUUUCAUCGGUCUCAAGAGCAGAGGCUGCUACGACACCCCCGGUCUUACCAUUGCCCGCCUUGCUCACUUGGAUCUUGAGGGUCUUGUCAUGGACGCCAAGGUUCGCAAGCUCCGUGACCAGUUCGUCACGAUUGAGUGGUCUCACUGCCUCUACAACGGCAUGUACUUCUCUCCCGAGCGUGAGUUCCUUGAGAACUCCCUCGUCUACUCCCAGGAGAACGUUACUGGUGAGGUCCGCAUGUCGGUUUACAAGGGCGCUGCCUACGUCCUUGGCCGCAAGUCGGAUGCCAGCAACCUCUACUCGCAGGAGGAUGCUUCUAUGGACUCUCUUGAGGGCUUCUCCCCCAUGGACACCUCUGGCUUCAUUGCCAUCCAGGCCAUCCGCCUGGAGAAGUACGGCCUCCAGAAGAUCAAGGAUGGCAAGCCCCUUACCAAGUAA
Podospora anserina S mat+ is the source of this 1221-nucleotide messenger RNA. RefSeq lists its product as uncharacterized. NCBI's taxonomy places the organism in Eukaryota, Fungi, Ascomycota, Sordariomycetes, Sordariales, Podosporaceae. The transcript is spliced from 4 exons. The record is from RefSeq and is a predicted model, not a curated record. Gene Ontology annotation, molecular function: ATP binding; argininosuccinate synthase activity. The annotation marks the transcript as partial. Gene Ontology annotation, biological process: urea cycle; L-arginine biosynthetic process. Gene Ontology annotation, cellular component: cytoplasm.